Messenger RNA from Trichoderma atroviride IMI 206040, 2844 nucleotides. RefSeq lists its product as uncharacterized. The record is from RefSeq and is a predicted model, not a curated record. Lineage: Eukaryota; Fungi; Ascomycota; Sordariomycetes; Hypocreales; Hypocreaceae. Gene Ontology annotation, molecular function: ATP hydrolysis activity; ATP binding.
CUGCAUUAUCCAUCUCGCCACAAUGACCUCCAUGGCAGCAGAGUCUGUGGCCACCAUCCUCUGCACGGCCAAGCAGACUCGCUUCAACAUUGACAGCACAAACUACCGCGAACUCGACAUUGACGGCCUCAACAUUAUCGUCACUUCUGCUGAAAAGGUAGACAAGCCUGAAAAGGCAGCUGGCAAGUCUAAAGGCAAAUCAAAAUCCGAUGGCCUUGAGAUCUUGUCCAACGCCAAGCUGCGAUUGAAAGAGGGCCAGCGCUAUGCCUUGGUUGGCCGCAAUGGAACCGGGAAAUCGACACUGCUCAAAGCUAUUGCUCAGAAGCUCAUCCCAGGAAUUCCAGAGGGUUCCAGGAUCGCAAUUCUGCAGCAGACAAAGCUUACGGAAUCUGAUGAAGAUGACAAGACGACAAAGGAUAAAAAGGGCGAGGGAUCUGUCUUGAAAGAGGUUAUUGAGCGUGCCACGGCACGUAGCAUCAUCGAACAGGAGAUUCAAGUUCUCGCGGACGGUGUCGAUGCUUCGGAUCCAUAUGCCCCGAUUCGGGCCUUGAGAGGGUUGAAACACGAGAAGCUUCAGAAACGUCUCUUUCUCGUUGACAAGGAGGCUAGAAUGCGAAGCGGUGCUCGAGGACUGCAAGCGAGGAAAGCUCUUGUUGCUUUUGAGAAGGUGGUUGCCGAUUCACAAGCACUACUAGACCAGCCAGAGGACGAAAUCUCGGCCGACGCUCUUCAAGCGGAAACUCAAGAGGCAGCUGAUAUGCUGGCAGACCUGCAAAUCCAAAUCGAGCCUUCAAGGCUGGCCCAAAUCGAAGUCGAAGCUCGGAAAAUCCUGACUGGUCUCGGAUUCACCGAGGCAUACUUGGAAAAGCCUCUGUCCAGCCUUUCUGGAGGCUGGCAUAUGCGAACAGCCUUGGCCUCGGCGCUGCUACAAGAGGCCGAUAUCCUGAUUCUUGACGAGCCGACCAACUUUUUGGACCUGCUUGGAAUCGUCUGGUUGCAGCGCUACUUGCAAUCACUGGCGGAUAAAGACAAGCCUCCUACGCUGAUCCUCGUUUCUCACGAUCGAGACUUCAUAUCUCUCUGUACUGAUCUUCUCAUCUUAAAGGACAAGCAGCUCACCUACUUCCACGGCGACAUUCAGACGUACGAACGAUCGCAAUCCGAGCGCAGGCAGUGGCUCAUCAAGAUGAAGGAAGCCCAAGACAAGCAGAAAGCCCACAUCGAGAAGACCAUUGCCCAGAAUCUCAAGGCGGGCAAGGCAAACGACGACCAGAACAAGAUUCGCCAGGCAAAGUCUCGGCAGAAGAAGCUGGAUGACCGCUGGGGCAUGCAAGUCAGUGCAAAGGGAACAAGAUUUAAGCUGAACAGAGACCUCGUCGGCUUCUUCUUAACUAGCCGAGAGGGGAUUGAUAUCCCACCGGAGCAGCGGCCUGUCAUCAUCUCGCUGCCCGAGCCUCCGGAGCUGAGAUUUCCUGGAUCGCUUAUUUCGUUGGAGAAGGCAUCUUAUCGCUAUGCACCAAGGUUGCCAUUGAUUCUCCAAGAUGUUACUCUUACAGUCGGCAUGGGCGAUCGUAUUGGCAUUCUGGGGCUCAACGGAGCGGGUAAAUCCACUCUCAUCAAGCUCCUAGUUGAGGAAUCAGCACCGUCAUCGGGAACCGUCACUGCGCAUCCUCGUCUGAGACUGGGGUAUUAUUCUCAACACGCCGUUGAGGAAUUAAAGAAGAUUGGCCGUGCCGAGCAGGGCUUAACUUCCCUUGCUCUUCUGACCAAAGAAGUUGAUGGUGCGCUAAACGAAGGAGAGAUCCGUGGCUUACUGGGCACGCUUGGCCUCCCCGGCCGUUUGGCAUCAGACGUUCCCAUUUCCAAGCUAUCUGGAGGCCAACUGGUGCGAUGUCAGUUGGCGAGAUUAUUCUGGAAGCACCCGCAGUGCCUCAUCCUUGAUGAAGUCACCACGCAUCUCGACUACGAGACUGUGACGGCGCUGCGAGAAGCGCUGAAUGAAUGGGAGGGCGCUGUUGUGCUGGUGAGCCACGACAGAUGGUUCAUGCGCGGAGCUAUAGAGGGUCAGAUUGAAGACCAAGGCGAUGAUGAAGAUGAGGAUGACGACGAGGGAGAGGAAGAGACUAUGCGAAGGAGAAUCGUUUAUCGGAUUAAAGGAGGGGGAAUUACGGAGCUGAAGAAUGGCGUGGAGGAUUUUGAGCGGGUUAUGGAGAAGAGGGUGAAGAAACUACUUGAUGCUCCAUGAUGUAGACUCUUUCUGACUAUUAGCUAUCCUUGAACUAGAUUUUGAUGAAAUCAAAAUGAUGUAUUAGAAGACAGAUGUGGUGGUCAAGCUGAAACAGACCUGUUGUAGUAAUUAUGAAGAACUUGGUAAUACUCGCGAAUCGACCAAAAUCUGGAAACCGCUCUUGUCCUCCUUUCUCACAGACAACUGCCCCCCCUUUGGAAUGUCCACAAUCGUCCCAUCGAUACACACCUUGUGCCACCGCUCAUCCUCUUCCAGAAUCGUGACUCUCACCUCAUCUACCUCCUCAUACCGCACCUCGUGUCCAUCAUCCCACUUCAAGCCAACAUGUUUGCCCCCAUCAUACGCCUUCAUCAUGGCAUCCAUCGUCCGCUCACCGCCAAUGUUACCGAAAUGCACCAGGCGAAGUUUCCCGUCCAGGGGCUUACUUGCAGGCGAGAUUGUGAAUGUGCGCUCCAGAUUGGACAGCGGCGUGACGAGCACGUAGGUGUGCUCGUUUCUCGGAAUCGUCUCCCACUCUGACAAAGACGGGUGACGAACGUCCACCUGGGCGAUAUAAGGGUGAGAUUCACGGAGAAGUUGCUCUGCAACCAUGCCGA